Messenger RNA from Salarias fasciatus (jewelled blenny), 1454 nucleotides. RefSeq lists its product as uncharacterized. The transcript has 7 exons. Lineage: Eukaryota; Metazoa; Chordata; Actinopteri; Blenniiformes; Blenniidae. The coding region runs from base 247 to 1008 and encodes 253 amino acids. The record is from RefSeq and is a predicted model, not a curated record. Gene Ontology annotation, biological process: phagocytosis.
UCGUAAUGUGUCGUAAAACGUAGUGCAAGCUAAACUGCGCAGUUCCGCCAAAGACGAAGAAAGAUGAAGAUUUGUAGCUGUUCAGUCGCUUUGUACUGUUUCUUUUGACUAAAAAUAGCCUUUUAGGUCGGGGAAGCAGCUUCGACUCGUAGAUAUGUGCGCGUGUUUGUUAGCCGUGAGGCUAAUGUAGCAUAGUAAAGCUUGACUUAGCCGUUAGCUCGGUAGCUGUGGAUAAACAGCGACAGCAUGGGGGAUUCGUCGCCUCUGUCUGGGGUUAAUGUGGUCUUGGUUAUGGCCUAUGGGAGCCUGGUGUUCGUGCUUCUGUUUAUCUUCGUCAAGAGGCAGAUCAUGCGUUUCGCGAUGAGGUCCCGCCGCGGACCUCACGCGCCUAUCGGCCACAACGCACCCAAGGGUUUGAGGGAGGAGAUCGACUCCAGGCUGUCCAAAGUGCAGGAGAUCCGCUUCGAGCCUCGCCUCCUGUCAGAAGAGGACGACCGGCUGAGGAGGGGCUCUCACAUCAGUUGCUACAACUACCUGUACAGAAUGAAAGCUCUGGAUGCCAUCCGUGACUCAGGAAUCCCUCUGCAGGAGAUAAGUCGCAGUCCCAGUGCCUUUACCGGACGCAACUUUAGAAGCUGGCUGUUGGAGCUGCGCAACUCCCACUCUCUGAUCAAGAGCAGCCGCAGCGCUCUGAUCGACCGCCUGCUGGAAGGCUACGACAGCGCUCGCCACGGCACCGGGGUGUUUGGAGAAGCGGAGUUCCUUGAAUAUCAACAAGCUCUCAAUGAAUUGGCUGACGUUGUGAAGGCCUACUCCAGCAGCACCAGCCUGGACCAGCACCACCAGUCCGCCGCCAAGGACCUGACGGGCUCCCCCGUCCGCAGCACCCCCUCCACCAUCCAGGUCACCUACCUGCCCUCCACCGGCCAGCGCAGCAAGAGACCCAAACACUUUCUGGAGCUCAAGAGCUUCAAGGACAAUUACAACACACUGGAGAGCACGCUGUGAAGCACGGGCGCGUUAGCAACAACGGUUCCCAACAAACUGUGACUUUGUGUUUGAAUUCAGCUUCACACCAACAAAUACCGUGCUGGGACACUAAAAACACUGAAUUCAGGUUGGAUAUUUAUGUUCAAUAUUUGAGAUGUGAAGAAAAGAUUCAUAACGGUGAGACAGAUGUAAAUAUAGUUCUGCUACAUCAAGGUUUUUUCUGUUCUUUGGACCUAAUAAUGUAUUUUCAGAAAACAUAUAAUUGUCUAAAAAAAAAUGUUAAUGGGAGAUCACCUGGUUUUAUGUUUUCCUUUCAACAAAUUCAUUGUAAAUACACACAAUCUGUUUGCUUAUCUGUACAGAUGUAACAUAUUUAUAUGGACAGUGAUAAUUUAUUUGAUACUGUUUGAUUUGUUUUCAUGUGAAAGUUGGAUUCUUUGUGAUUUCAGAUAAAAAAAAGUCUC